Messenger RNA from Gymnogyps californianus (California condor), 2551 nucleotides. RefSeq names its product mitochondrial ribosomal protein L53 (gene MRPL53). Lineage: Eukaryota; Metazoa; Chordata; Aves; Accipitriformes; Cathartidae. The record is from RefSeq and is a predicted model, not a curated record. Gene Ontology annotation, cellular component: mitochondrial large ribosomal subunit. The coding region runs from base 159 to 488 and encodes 109 amino acids. The transcript is spliced from 3 exons.
GCAAGGCGGGCCGCAGGGCGGGCGCUGACAACACCCCGAGGGGGAGGCCGUUGCGGACUACAUUUCCCAGGUGCCUGCGGGGCGGACGGCACGCCCGCCUCCAUUUCCCGCCUCUGCGAGGGGGCUGCUGGGAGUUGUAGUAGGGGGGCAGAAAGAAGAUGGCGUCCAAGAUCCAGGUGGUGCUGCGGCCGGUGAAGAGUAUCGUGGUCCGCUUCUGCCCCUUCGAGUCCAACGUGGAGAGCACGAGAAAAUUUCUUGGAUGUAUAAACCAUAAAAAAAUCCAGGCCACUAAUAGAAACUGUGAAGUGACUGCUGACGUGAGACAUGAUGGGUCUGAACCACUUGUAGAUGUUAUGUUUGCUGAUGGAGAGCGAUUGAUAAUGAAGGGAGCCAACUUGACGACAAUAGAAAUGUUAAAAGCAUUGGGGUCCAGAUGUAAUGCAAAAGAGCUUAAGGAAGAACAGAAAAGCAAGAAGAAGAGUCCCUGAAGAACAGAAAAACAACUGUGUUUGCAUUUACAUGUGUUGAAAACAGCAGGCUGCACAGAAGGCUUUUCUCCUAUGCAACAAAAUCUGAAAGAGGGAGAUGGCCAAAACACUAACAAGUUUAACAUGCAGCAGAACGAACCAUUUGAAUGUUCCUUGUCUUCACCUGAAGGAAAACCCAGUGGAUCAACAAAUCUUCUUACGCUAGUGGCUCAGAGUGGCUUAAGAUGCAUGAAUGCGUCUUUCUAAGCAGCUCUCUCUGUCGUCUGCGUGUCUGACUAGUAUCACAUGUAUUUGCAUAUAAAUGUGAAUAAUGCACAUUAGCUAUUAAAUAUUACAGUGAAGACAGAUCUCUUUGGACAUUAUUUCCUACAAAAUUUCUGUACAGUGGAAUGCAAAAUAUUAUUAGAGUGGUUAUUAUUUUUGAAAUUAUUAAAUACAAAAAUUUGAAGAAAACUUUGAAAGUAUUCAUCAUUGACUUAGCUGAGGGACAGCAAGCUGUAAAUACAGAGUGGAUUUUGUAAUACUAUGUUUAUAAUACAUCUGUUGCUAAGUCCCUGCCGUUUUCUUCCUCUCUUUUUCAAGAAAGUGUGAAAUUUGCUAAAUGUAAAUUUAACUCAGCAAUUAAAGGAACAAGGUAAUGGGACUGUGAAAACACAGCAGAGCUACUUAUACUGCAUAAAAGUAGCUAAGUUUAGCUCAAAGGGAAAAGUAAGUUGGGUUUUUUUGAUAAUUGGAGAAAAGGGCUAUCUUUGAAGGUCAGUUUUGUAAUAUUUUUGUCACUUUUGGGAGAUUUCAUUAAAUAUUUUAUGAAGAUCAAAGGGAGAGCUUUAUUUGGUGUUUAUAGCCCUAUAUCCAACCCUGUUAUUUAUUAAAGUAAGUGCUUAGGUGUCUCAUCUCUAUUGCAAAGCUCUGUAGGUUUGGGAGGGUUGAUCUCUCCUCAGGCUGUGCAGGUGAAGGUGUCAACUGCACAUAUAUUUCAUAUGCAUCAGUUUUGUUCUAGUUCAAUUCAUAAUGAAAAUGUAAUAAAAGUUCCAGUUUUGAGAAUUGCAGGUGCAGUACUAUUGAGAGGCAUUAGUUCUACCUGUUGUUAGUCAGAUGCCUGACUUCUAUAAAAUUGUAUUACGUACAUUUCCAAAAUGGCACAAAUCUGAAACUAGUUUUACCUUACUUUAGCCGAGAUUUGUAAAUGGACGCUGUCCUUUGUGAAAGCAACAUUGUUUUAAAUAGCACUGUCAAGGUAGCUCUUUGCAACUUCUUCACCAGGAUGCUCAAGUCAAGGUGAUACCUUAUUUUGGAGAAGCAGAGCUGUGCUAAAGAUGUUUGAUGAUAUUUUAUGGUGGCCUCCUCCAUGUGUUUGCAACAAAUAGAAGAGAGAGAGAUAAGAUGAUUGGGGCAGAUGGGUCAAUGAAAUUUAGAUGUGGGAACAACAGAUGUGAAUGAUUUAGUCUGGAAUGAAUACCUUCUCUGCAGUCUGUUAGGCUAUCAACUCUUCCAAGUGGUUUCAGAGUGCUGAGCUCCUGAACCUGCUACUGAGCUCCCUUCUAGUGGAGGAGUUACAAGAACAUCUGAAACUGAGAGGAUUUUAAAUCCUGUCAAGCUAGAAAAAUAUCUUAAAAAGUGGACCAAAUAGAAAUAAGGCUGUUCAAAGGACAGUUUCGGUUUCUUCCCCCCCCCAGUUUAGAAGACCACUGUGUGCCAUGACUUUACCUGAAGAAGCCUUACAGGGAAAGUGAGAAUUUUUCAAGUGGAAAAACACUGCAGGAUUAUUCAUUCCCUGGUUAAUUAUAUAUUCAUACGCUCAAAAGCCCUCUUACUGUAAUAUAUCAGUGAUUUUUGUGAUUUUUUUUUUAGUUUUUUAUUUGACAGUAUGUACAAUGAUGACAGUGUGUAAAACUUGUGUCUAAAUGUGAAGCACUUACAUCCAUCUUAAGUAAUUAGCCAUCUGUAAGUACUUAAAGAGUAAAACAGAGGUUAAGUAAUACUAAGUUUCUGUCGUGUUUAUAUUGGCCCAAGAUUGGGGUUUAUUUUUAUGAAGAGAAAAGGGAGAAAAAUGAAGAUCCUAG